Myotis brandtii (Brandt's bat) is the source of this 10650-nucleotide messenger RNA. RefSeq names its product REV3-like, polymerase (DNA directed), zeta, catalytic subunit (gene REV3L). NCBI's taxonomy places the organism in Eukaryota, Metazoa, Chordata, Mammalia, Chiroptera, Vespertilionidae. The coding region runs from base 346 to 9666 and encodes 3106 amino acids. The record is from RefSeq and is a predicted model, not a curated record. Gene Ontology annotation, cellular component: nucleus; zeta DNA polymerase complex. The transcript has 35 exons. Gene Ontology annotation, biological process: error-prone translesion synthesis; double-strand break repair via homologous recombination. Gene Ontology annotation, molecular function: nucleotide binding; DNA-directed DNA polymerase activity; DNA binding.
AGGCUUUUUUUUCUUUUCACCAGGCACUAUGUCGAUGCCUCCUCAUGCCCUCCUGUUGGCCAGUGUGCUCAACAAAUAUUAUUUACUAUGUGGAAAAGAAUAAAAACCAAGACAAGCCACAUAAAAGCAACCUAAAAAUUAAACUGUCAUCAUAUUAUUUGUUUUAAAACUAUGGAGUAAUAUAUCUGAGGAAGAUUUCUCUCAAAAUUGUUUUUCUCAAUUUCAAUCAUUAGAAAGACUUUCGAAUUAAUUUUGAUGAUCACUCCUUGGUUGAUGAUGCUUAGUGAUUUUAAAAUAGAAGUCAGGAUUGAGCCUGUAGUUCUGGAAUGAAAUGGCAACCUUUCCAUGCAGGACAACGUCCAACCAACUGAGCCACACCCUCCAGGGCCACUCCUUUUGACAGACAGUCCAAGAAGUCAGAAGACAUGUCUUCAUCUACAUGGCAUCUUUCCUUACCUCUAUGUGCCAUACGAUGGUUAUGGACAGCAGCCAGAAAGCUAUCUUUCUCAGAUGGCAUUCAGUAUCGACAGAGCACUUAAUGUGGCUUUAGGCACUCCAUCUUCCACUACUCAACACGUGUUCAAAGUGUCAUUAGUAUCAGGAAUGCCUUUUUAUGGUUAUCAUGAGAAGGAAAGACACUUUAUGAAGAUAUAUCUUUACAAUCCUGCAAUGGUGAAAAGGAUAUGUGAACUUUUGCAAAGUGGAGCCAUAAUGAAUAAAUUUUAUCAGCCUCACGAAGCGCAUAUUCCCUACCUCCUACAGCUCUUCAUUGACUACAAUCUGUAUGGAAUGAAUUUAAUAAAUCUAGCUGCUGUCAAGUUCCGGAAAGCAAGAAGGAAAAGUGAUCCAUUGCAUGCAACUGGAUCAUACAAGGACCGGCUACAAGGAAAUUCUCUUACUGGUACCUUAUUUCGGUGGGAAGAAAAUGAAAUACCAAGCUCUUUAAUACUGGAAGGUAUUGAACCACAGAGUACAUGUGAAUUAGAAGUAGAUGCUGUAGCUGCUGAUAUCUUAAAUCGGCUGGACAUUGAAGCUCAAAUUGAUGGAAAUCCUGGUCUACAGGCCAUAUGGGAAGAUGAAAAGCAACGGCGAAGAAAUAGAAAUGAAACUUCUCAAAUUAGCCAAACUGAAUCACAAGAUCGCAGGUUUGUGCCAGCCACAGAAAGUGAAAAAAAAUUUCAGAAGAGACUUCAGGAAAUUCUCAAACAGAAUGAUUUCUCUGUAAGGUUAUCAGGAUCUGUGGACUAUAACGACGGAUCCCAGGAGUUCUCUGCUGAGUUAACAUUGCACUCUGAGGUCCUGUCUCCUGAAAUUCUUCAGUGUACACCAGCUAAUAUGGUAGAAGUCCACAAAGACACAGAGUUCAGCAAAGGUCACACUAGACAAAAAGUAGAAGAAGCUCUUAUUAAUGAAGAAGCAAUUUUGAACCUCAUGGAAAAUAGCCAGACUUUUCAGCCUUUGACCCAAAGACUGAGUGAGACACCAGUUUUCUUGGACAGCAGUCCUGAUGAGGCUCUGGUACAUCUUCUUGCUGGUUUGGAAAAUGAUGGAUAUCAGGGGGAAAGAAAUAGAAAGCCACCAUGUCUUUCCCUUGGAAACACUAAAAACCCCCAAAAUAGUGAUGAUGAAGAAAAUGAACCACAGAUUGAAAAAGAAGAAAUGGAGCUUAGUUUGGUUAUGUCUCAGAGAUGGGACAGCAAUAUUGAAGAACAUUGUGCCACAAAAAGAUCACUGUGCCGAAAUACCCAUAGAAGCUCAACUGAAGAAGAUGAUUCAUCUUCAGAAGAAGAAAUGGAAUGGAGUAAUAACAGUUUGCUUCUAGCCAAUCUUUCUAUACCUCAGUUAGAUGGAACUGCAGAUGAAAAUAGUGACAAUCCAUUGGACAAUGAAAAUUCUAGAACCCACUCUUCUGUGAUUGCAACAAGCAAGCUCUCAGUAAAACCUUCCAUCUUUCACAAAGAUGCUGCUACAUUAGAACCCUCAUCUUCUGCUAAGAUUACCUUUCAGUGUAAACACACAAGUGCCCUUUCUUCCCAUGUUUUGAACAAGGAAGAUUUAAUUGAAGACUUUUCACAGCCAAACAAUACAGAAAAAGGUCUAGAUCAUUCAGUUGCUUCUUUUACAAAUGAAAGCACUUACUCUGUGAAAUACCCUGGAUCUUUAAGCAGUACUGCCCAUUCAGAAAACUCUCAAAAAGAAAGUAGUAAGAAAGAUAUCCUUCCAGUAUCUUCCUGUGAAAAUAGUGUUUUUGAUUAUGAUGAAGAUAUUCCAUCUGUUACAAGACAAGUACCAAGUAGAAAGUAUACAAACAUUAGAAAAAUCGAUAAGGAUGCCCCUUUUAUACAUAUAAACCGUCACACUAGCGAAAAUACAUUGGGCAAAAAUUCUUUCAACUUUUCUGACUUAAAUCAUUCAAAAAAUAAAUUAUCUUCUGAAAGAAAUGAAAAGGGAAAUAGCACAGCUCUGAACAGUUUAUUCCCUUCAUCAUUAACUGAAAAUUGUGAAUUGCUAUCAUGCUCAGAGGAGAAUAAAACUAUGGUACAUUCUCUUGAUAGCAUUGCUGAUGAAAGUGGACUCAAUAAACUUAAAAUUAGAUAUGAAGAAUUUCAAGAACAUAAAACAGAAAAGCCAAAUCUCAGCCAGCAAGCAGCACAUUACAUGUUUUUUCCCAGUGUUGUUCUUUCUAAUUGUCUCAGUAGACCACAGAAACUCUCUCCUGUCACAUAUAAACUACAACCCAGUAAUAAACAGUCCCGGUUAAAAAUGAAUAAAAAGAAACUUGUAGGUCAUCAAGAGACUUCUACCAAAACUAGUGAGACAGGAUCAACAAAAGAUAAUUAUAUACAAAAUAAUUCUUGUAAUAGUAAUUCUGAGAAGAAUAAUGUAUUGGCCAGUGAUUUAACUAAAGUCACCCGUGGAGUUUUUGAAAAUAAAACACCUACAGACAGUUUUAUAGACUGUCACUUUGGAGAUGGAACCUUAGAAACUGAGCAGUCCUUUGGAUUGUAUGGAAAUAAAUACACCCUUAGAGCCAAACGCAAGGUAAAUUAUGAGACUGAAGAUAGUGAGUCAAGUUUUGUAACACACAACUCAAAAAUUAGUCUACCUCAUCCCAUGGAAAUUGGUGAAAGUUUAGAUGGAACUCUCAAAUCUCGAAAACGAAGAAAAAUGUCUAAAAAGCUGCCCCCUGUUAUUAUAAAGUAUAUUAUUAUUAAUAGAUUUAGAGGGAGAAAAAAUAUGCUUGUGAAGCUAGGAAAAAUAGACUCUAAAGAAAAACAGGUAAUAUUAACAGAGGAAAAAAUGGAACUAUAUAAAAAGCUUGCACCUUUAAAGGAUUUUUGGCCAAAAGUUCCUGAUUCCCCUGCAACCAAAUAUCCCAUUUAUCCACCAACACCAAAGAAAAGUCACAGAAGAAAAACAAAACAUAAAUCUGCUAAGAAAAAAACUGGUAAGCAACAAAGGACAAAUAGUGAAAAUAUAAAAAGAACUUUGUCUUUCCGGAAAAAGCGUUCACAUGCUAUUCUUUCUCCUCCCUCACCAUCUUAUAAUGCUGAAACCGAAGACUGUGACUUAAAUUAUAGUGAUGUUAUGUCUAAAUUAGGUUUUCUUUCUGAGAGAAGCACAAGUCCCAUAAAUUCUUCUCCACCUCGGUGCUGGUCUCCCACAGAUCCAAGAGCUGAAGAAAUUAUAGCUGCUGCAGAUAAAGAAGCAGUGCUUUUUAAGGGUCCUAAUGUAUAUAAUAGCAAGACUGUUAAUUCUAGUAUAGAAAAAAAUAGUCGAGCAAGAACGCAGGUGAAGAAAUCAAAAAUAAAGCUUGUUAAUCCCUCAGUAGUUACUAAGAAAAGGAACAAACGAAAUCAAACAAAUAAAAUAUUAGAUGAUGGGAAAAAGAAGCCGAGAACAAAACAGAAACAAAAAAAUGAAAAAGGUACAUCCAGAAAGCACAUAACACUUAAAGAUGAAAAACUAAAAUCUCAAUCUGGUACCGAAGUUACAUUUGUGCUGAAACAUCAGAAUGUAUCUGAGACCUCACAAAGUUCUAGUGAUUCUCAACUACUUAAUAAACAGAAAGAUGUGUCAGUAAUGGGCUCUGCUAUAGAUCAUUCCUUUUCUGCUCCCCAAACCACUGGAAUUCAUGCACAACAGAAUUUAUCUGGCUGCUUUUCUUCUUUCUUAGAAAGCAAGAAGCCUGUAGAUUUGCAAACAUUCCCCAGUUCUCGAGAUGAUUUGCAUCCUUCAGUUGUUUGUAAUUCUUUGGGACCUGGAAACUCAAAAAUUAAUGUUCAAAGGCCUCAUAAUCAAAGUGCCAUGUUUACUCUAAAGGAAUCAACUCUGAUCCAAAAAAAUAUAUUUGACCUUUCAAACCAUUUGUCUCAGGUUGCACAGAAUACACAAAUAUCUUCGGGUAUAAUGUCCCCAAAGACAGAAGAGAAUGCAAAUACGCAAAAGAACUAUUUGUCAUCCUUUGGAAAAUUAAAUGAAUAUCGUAAUUCCCUAGAAUCAAAGCCAGACCAGGCAUAUGCCCCUAAUUUUUUGCAUUGCAAAGAUAGUCAGCAGCAGCUUGUGUGCGUGGCAGAACAGUCAAAGCACAGCGAAACUUAUUCUCCAGGAAAUGCAGCAUCAGAAGAAAGUCAAAUGUCUAAUUACUUUGUAACUUCCCUGAGAAGUCCAAUCAAGCAAAUAGCAUGGGAACAAAAACAAAGGGGCUUUAUUUUAGGUGUGUCAAAUAUUAAACCUGAGAGGGUAAAACAGAAAUCAUUGUCAGAAGCAGUUUCACAAACCAAAGCAUUUUCUCAGUGUAAAAGUCAAAAUGUGUCAGCACCUUCAGCAUUUGGUGAAGGACAGUCCGGACUGGCAGUUCUGAAAGAAUUGUUACAGAAAAGACAGCAGAAAGCACAAAAUGCAAAUAUUAUGCAAGAUCCAUUAUCUAAUAACCAUCAAACAAACAACAAUAUUUCCAUUCCCCUUGAGCAUAACAAAACAACUAAACGAACACGAUCCGUAACAUCUCCAAGAAAACCUCGAACUCCCAGAAGUACAAAACCUAAAGACAAAAUCCCCAAACGUCUCAAAGUAGACGCCAUAAAUUUACAAAACUCUGGCCAGUUGGAUAACUCCCUGUCGGAUGAUAGUCCCAUCUUUUCUUCAGAUCCAGGUUUUGAAAGUUGUUACUCACUUGAAGAUAGCUUGUCUCCUGAACAUAAUUAUAAUUUUGAUAUUAAUACAAUUGGUCAGACUGGAUUUUGUAGCUUUUAUUCUGGGAGUCAGUUUGUCCCCGCUGAUCAGAAUUUGCCUCAGAAGUUCCUAAGUGAUGCAGUUCAGGAUCUUUUCCCAGGACAAACUAUAGAAAAAGCUGAGUUUUUAAAUCAUGAUAACAAGAAGUGUGAUGAAGACAAACAUCAUGCUUCAGACUCAUCUUUGUGGAUUAGAUCUGCUACUCUAAGUCCUGAACUAUUUGAUAAAUCAUCCAUAGAGAGCAAUGAGAAUCAUCGCCACAACCAGUGGAAAAAUAGCUUCCAUCCUCUAACAACUCGGUCUAAUUCAAUAAUGGAUUCUUUCUGUGUCCAGCAGGCAGAGGACUGUCUAAAUGAAAAAUCCAGACUGAAUAGGAGUUCAGUAAGCAAAGAAGUGUUUUUUAGCCUCUCACAGCCUGGCAGUUCAGAUUGGAUUCAAGGUCAUACCAGAAAAGAAAUGGGACAAUCUCUUGACUCAGUCAAUGCCUCUUUCACUACAAUACUAUCCUCCCCUGAUGGUGAACUUGUCGAUGCAGCCUCUGUGGAUUUAGAUUUGUAUGUUUCAAGAAAUAAUGAUAUAUUGACACCAACUCCUGAUAGUUCACCAAGGUCUGCCAGCUCUCCCUCACAAUCUAAAAAUGGCAAUUUCACCCCUCGAACUGCUCACAUUCUGAAACCACUUAUGUCCCCUCCAAGUAGGGAAGAAAUUAUGGCCACUUUGUUGGAUCAUGACCUUUCAGAAACUAUUUACCAGGAACCAUUUUGCAGUAAUCCUUCUGAUGUACCAGAAAAGCCCAGGGAGAUCGGCGGACGGCGUCUCAUGGUAGAAACUCGACUUCCAAAUGAUCUAGCUGAGUUUGAGGGAGAUUUUUCAUUGGAAGGACUUCGUCUGUGGAAAACAGCAUUCUCGGCAAUGACUCAAAACCCAAGACCAGGGUCACCCUUUCGUAAUGGCCAAGCAUUUGUCAAUAAAGGGUCAAGUAAUAGCCAUAAAAUGGUGGAAGAUAAAAAAAUUGUGAUUAUGCCUUGUAAAUGUGCCCCAAGUCGACAACUGGUUCAAGUAUGGCUUCAAGCCAAAGAAGAAUAUGAACGUUCCAAGAAACUGUCUAAAACUGAGCCAGCUGGAGUUGUAAAAUCUGCUGAGAACUUCAGCUCUUCAGUUAACCCAGAUGACAAACCUGCAGUGCCUCCAAAAAUGGAUACAACUCCACAUAUACUCCCCACUACAGCACAUACCAAGGAAGAUGUUGAUAAUUUUCAGAUUGCUUUACAAGUUUCAACCACAGGAUGUAGUCAAACUGCAAGUGAAAGUCAGAUGCUGCCCCCAGCUGUUUCUACAAAUGAUCCUGAGAAAGAUGAAGAUGAUGAUGAUGACUAUUAUUCUAGUUAUAGCUCCCCUGAUUCUCCAGUAAUUCCACCUUGGCAACAAGCAGUAUCCCCAGAUCCCAAAACACUGAAUGGAGAUGACCGACCCUUAUCAGCAGUGGAGGAACUAUGUUCCCUGGCUGUGGAGAACCUCUUAAAGCCAGUAAAAGAUGGUAUACAAAAAAGCCCCUGCAGUGAGCCUCGGGAUCCUCUUAUGAUAUCUCCAAUCAAUGUUAGGGCAAAAACUGGGAUAUGUGAUUCACUUUGCCUUCAUAGUACACCAAUCAUACAGAGAAAACUUCUGGAAAGACUUCCUGAAGCAACGGGCCUUAGCCCUUUAUCAACAGAACCAAAAACUCAGAAAUUGAGUCAUAAGAAAGGAAGUAAUACUGACACUCGUAGAAGAAUAUUCUUAACACAAGCAAAGAAUCAAUUUGCAGCAGUAAAUACCCCAAAGAAAGAAACUUCUCAGAUCGAUGGACCAUCUUUAAACAACACUUACGGUUUUAAAGUCAGCAUACAAAACUUACAGGAAGCAAAAGCUUUACAUGAGAUACAAAAUCUUACCCUCAUCAGUGUGGAGUUACAUGCUCGAACUAGACGAGACUUAGAACCAGAUCCUGAAUUUGACCCAAUCUGUGCUCUGUUCUACUGCAUCUCAUCUGAUACUCCACUACCAAAUACAGACAAAACAGAACUCACGGGUGUAAUAGUGAUUGAUAAAGACAAGACAGUCUCCAGUCAAGAUAUCAGAUAUCAGACCCCGUUACUCAUUAGAUCUGGAAUUACAAGACUAGAAGUUACCUAUGCUGCUGAUGAGAAGGGACUUUUUCAAGAAAUUGCAGAUAUAAUAAAGAGGUAUGACCCUGAUAUUCUGCUAGGGUAUGAGAUUCAGAUGCAUUCCUGGGGUUACCUCUUACAGAGGGCUGCUGCCUUAAGUGUCGAUUUAUGUCAGAUGAUCUCUCGGGUGCCAGAUGACAAAAUUGAGAACAGAUUUGCUGCUGAAAGAGAUGACUAUGGGUCAGAUACAAUGAGUGAGAUAAAUAUUGUUGGCCGAAUUACACUGAAUCUUUGGCGAAUCAUGAGAAAUGAGGUGGCUCUGACUAACUACACCUUUGAAAACGUGAGCUUUCACGUUCUUCAUCAGCGUUUUCCCCUCUUUACCUUUCGAGUCUUAUCAGAUUGGUUUGAUAACAAGACAGAUCUAUACAGAUGGAAAAUGGUUGAUCAUUACAUCAGCCGUGUGCGCGGAAAUCUCCAAAUGUUAGAACAGCUGGACCUGAUUGGAAAAACCAGUGAAAUGGCUAGACUUUUUGGCAUUCAGUUUUUACAUGUACUGACAAGGGGUUCACAGUACCGUGUGGAGUCAAUGAUGUUGCGUAUUGCUAAACCAAUGAACUAUAUUCCUGUGACACCUAAUGUACAGCAGAGGUCCCAAAUGAGAGCCCCACAAUGUGUCCCCCUAAUUAUGGAGCCUGAAUCUCGCUUCUAUAGCAACUCUGUUCUUGUUCUGGAUUUCCAGUCACUAUAUCCUUCUAUUGUGAUUGCAUACAACUACUGUUUUUCCACCUGCCUUGGCCAUGUGGAGAACUUGGGAAAGUUUGAUGAGUUCAAAUUUGGCUGUACCUCCCUGAGAGUGCCUCCAGAUUUACUUUACCAAAUUAGGCAUGACAUCACAGUGUCCCCCAAUGGAAUAGCUUUUGUCAAGCCUUCAGUAAGAAAGGGUGUGCUACCAAUAAUGUUGGAAGAAAUUUUGAAGACUAGACUCAUGGUGAAGCAGUCAAUGAAGGCUUAUAAGCAAGACAGAGCCCUUUCACGAAUGCUCGAUGCACGACAGCUAGGACUUAAGCUUAUAGCAAAUGUCACAUUUGGCUAUACAGCUGCUAAUUUUUCUGGGAGAAUGCCAUGCAUUGAGGUUGGUGAUAGUAUUGUUCACAAAGCCAGGGAGACCUUGGAACGAGCUAUUAAACUGGUGAAUGAUACCAAGAAAUGGGGAGCAAGGGUUGUGUAUGGUGAUACUGACAGUAUGUUUGUGCUACUGAAAGGAGCUACUAAGGAGCAGUCUUUUAAGAUUGGUCAGGAAAUUGCUGAAGCUGUAACUGCUACCAAUCCCAAACCAGUGAAAUUGAAGUUUGAAAAGGUAUAUUUACCCUGUGUUUUACAAACAAAAAAGAGAUAUGUGGGUUACAUGUAUGAAACACUGGAUCAAAAGGACCCAGUAUUUGAUGCAAAAGGAAUAGAAACAGUCAGAAGAGAUUCCUGCCCUGCUGUUUCUAAGAUACUUGAGCGUUCUCUAAAGCUGCUAUUUGAAACAAGAGAUAUAAGUUUAAUUAAACAGUAUGUUCAGCGACAAUGUAUGAAGCUUAUGGAAGGAAAGGCCAGCAUUCAAGAUUUUAUCUUUGCCAAGGAAUACAGAGGAAGUUCCUCUUACAAACCUGGAGCUUGUGUGCCAGCCCUUGAGCUUACAAGGAAAAUGCUUACCUAUGACCGGCGCUCUGAGCCUCGAGUUGGGGAGCGAGUGCCAUACGUGAUCAUUUACGGGACCCCCGGAGUACCACUCAUCCAGCUGGUGAGGCACCCCGUGGAACUCCUGCAGGACCCGACUCUGAGACUGAAUGCCACUUACUACAUCACCAAGCAGAUCCUCCCACCCCUGGCAAGAGUCUUCUCACUUAUUGGUAUUGAUGUCUUCAACUGGUAUCACGAAUUACCAAGGAUCCAGAAAGCCACCAGCUCCUCUCGAAGUGACCCUGAAGGGCGGAAAGGCACCAUUUCACAGUAUUUCACUACCUUGCACUGUCCUGUGUGUGACGACCUGACUCAGCACGGCGUCUGUAGUAAAUGUCGGAGCCAACCUCAGCAUGUCGCAGUCAUCCUCAACCAAGAAAUUCGGGAGUUGGAACGCAAACAGGAGCAACUCGUAAAGAUUUGCAAGAACUGCACAGGUUGCUUUGAUCGACAUAUCCCGUGUGUUUCUCUGAACUGCCCUGUACUUUUCAAACUCUCCCGAGUAAAUAGAGAAUUAUCCAAGGCACCAUAUCUUCGGCAAUUACUAGACCAGUUUUAAAUUCUCAAUAUCACAGAAUUCCAGGUGCUAUUUUUUUCAGUGUUUACCACUAAACUGUUGUGCAUGGUGCUUUUUCAACUUUCAUCAAGUCAAGUAUGUUCAUUGUCUAUUAUCUGAAGACUAUGAAGACUUUUAUGCUAAUUGAAUUAAAAAUUGUACUUGUUGAUCUCUGAAUAGCUCACUUCUUACAAUGUACAAAUUCCUCAUCCUUUCACCCUUCAACAUUGUUUUAUAAUGCAGGUGUGGCAUUUGCUCCAGUAUGUGUAACAUCUUGUAAAUCCAUUUGAGUAGAUCAUAUUUACUUCCCUGUGGAAGGAGCACUGAAAAACCUUUUUUAAAAAACCAUUCGUGUGUUUUCCUUGAACUGUCUGUAUCAAGACGUGUUACUUAGAGAUAUCCAUUCACUUUAUAAUUUUGACUGCGAAAUAUUUUGUAAAUACACUUUUUUACUUUUCAAACAACUGAGUAAAAUGUGCAAUGAAUUUUAUACAAAUGAUUUUCAAGUUGUUUGAUAUAUUUCCUCUAGGUUUUGCUUGACUCAGAGUAGAGUUGUUAUUCUGAUCAAACUGUGCAAACAGUAGUACCACGUGUAGCAUUUUGAAACAUUAUUUUCUAAAACCGCUGUCUUGCUGUAGCUAUUAAUGGGGCAUUGUGAGGAACUGUGCAAAGACAUUUUUGUUACAAACCUGUGGGCCUGUUGCAAUACUUUAAAAAUAAAAAAUUUUAUUCCAUUUUUGCUUGUUUUGUAUAGACAUUUCUAUUGCUUCUAAAUAUGCUUAAAAUAUUUUCUUUUCUUAUGUACUGUACAGUUAAUCUUAUUUGCCAUCAUCUUGAACACAAAAUGUGUAUUUAGAAUAUUUGUAUAACUGUAUAAAAUGAAGAAGGAAUUAUGUGAUCAGUGCAUUGUUUUUUAAACUGGAAAUCAUUUUGUUUUAAAAGUUAAUAAUGGAAACCCUAUUAAAAUUGAAUAAAAUAUGAAAUGUG